CGGCGUUUCCUCGCGUCUCCGCGCUCCUUAUGUGCACAAACACAUGGCGGAGAGGGACCCGGCGCGCCUGUGAAGUCUGAUGAGUGACCCAGCGGCCAGCCUCGUCCACCGCCAUGGUAGACAUGCAGAGCCAUUACAGUCCGCCGUCCCCCUUGGAGGACUCGGUCCUGGGCAGCCCGCUGUGUGGGGACCUCAUGCAGGGUAUGGAUGACCUACAGGAUCUCUCGCAGUCCAUCGAGGACAGCGCCCUCAGCUCCUUCGAUAUCCCCGAGUACCAGUCCUCUGGGACGGGGUCGGGUUCUGAGAGCUCCACCCUUCUAGACGGCCUCACCCCAGCUUCCAGCCCAUCUUCAGGGGUAUUUGGGGCAGUGGCAGUGCAGGAGGAGUACUCCUCAGCCUCGCUGACCCUGGAGUGCCGAGUGUGUGCAGACCGAGCCUCGGGAUACCACUACGGUGUGCACGCCUGCGAGGGCUGUAAGGGUUUUUUUAGGAGGACCAUCCGACUGAAGCUGGAGUAUGAAAAGUGUGAGCGCAGCUGCAAGAUCCAGAAGAAGAACCGCAAUAAGUGCCAAUACUGUCGCUUCCAGAAGUGCCUGUCAGUGGGCAUGUCCCACAAUGCCAUCCGCUUUGGGCGGAUGCCCCAGUCCGAAAAGAUGAAGCUGAAGGCGGAGAUCCUGACAGGGGAGAAGGAGGUUGAAAACUCCCAGCUAGCUGACCAGAAGAGCCUGGCCAAGAUGAUCUAUGAGGCCUACCUGAAGAACUUCAACAUGAACAAAUCCAAAGCACGUGUCAUCCUGACGGGCAAGACCAGCACACCGCCUUUUGUCAUCCAUGACAUGGACACGCUGCAACUGGCAGAACGCACCCUCGUGGCCAAGCUGGUGGGUGGCCCAGGUGGAAUACAGAAUAAGGACGCAGAGGUGCGCAUAUUCCACUGCUGCCAGUGCACUUCUGUGGAGACGGUGACUGAGCUGACGGAGUUCGCCAAGGCCGUGCCGGGCUUCUCCGAGUUGGACCUCAACGACCAGGUGACACUGCUUAAAUACGGCGUCCACGAAGCGCUGUUUGCCAUGCUGGCCUCCAGCAUGAACAAGGACGGGCUGCUGGUUGCCUACGGCAAUGGCUUCAUCACACGAGAGUUCCUCAAGAGUCUACGGCGGCCCUUCAGUGACAUGAUGGAACCCAAGUUCCAGUUCGCCAUGAAGUUCAAUGCCUUGGAGCUGGAUGACAGCGACUUGGCACUCUUCGUAGCCACCAUUAUCUGCUGUGGAGACCGCCCUGGGCUGGUCAACGUGCCCCACAUUGAGCGCAUGCAGGAGAACCUAGUGCAGGUGCUACGGCUCCAUCUGCGGGCCAACCACCCAGACGACGCCUUCCUCUUCCCCAAGCUGCUCCAGAAGCUGGCCGACCUGCGGCAGCUGGUGACAGAGCACGCUCAGCUUGUGCAGGAGAUCAAGAAGACCGAGGACACAUCGCUGCACCCACUGCUGCAGGAGAUAUACCGGGACAUGUACUGAGGGGCCAGAAUGGACCACCAGAUCAGGCAGCAAGAGGAUCCCUGUAGAACUCACAGGAACGCACUGUGAAUGGAGACACCAGCAGUUGAAACUCUACAGGUCCUUCUAGGAUGUUUAUGGACCUCCUGAAGAUAAACACAUCUAAAAACACUUGAAGGAAUGUUUUCUUUAUGAACACUCAUCCCAAACAGGAGACAGUGGCCCUGUAGCAUCACACCAAGCCCAAACCUGGACUGACUUUGGCAGCCAACGUCUCGGGCCUCUGGCAAAAUUUUGACCCGCUGUGUAGCAAAACUGAGUGAGGGUGUGAAGCCAAGGAGGAACUCGACCACUGGAAGCAGCUGUGCCCCACCCCAAUGGCACAGUUACUCUUAUAAAACCUUCCUGUUUUUAAUCUGUUUCUCUCUUGUGACAGUUUUUCCUGGAGGAAAAACUUUGGGUGUUUGCAAGUGCCUCACAGGGAGUUUGUCCUGAAGACAUGCCAUGUGUAAGUUCUUCCUAAUGUGUUGCAAUCAAAGCUUUUCACACACAAUGACACAAAGUCUUCACUCCCAUUACCACAUACUUGAACUGUCUGCACAUGGCCUUUUCAUUGGGAAUCUGGUCAGUGUGCACAGGAAAAACCCCAAAAUACACAGUACUCUUCCAAAGGAAAAUUCAUUCAUAAAUUCUUAAAAAAAAUUAUUUUCCAGUCCGCAGACAUCACCUCAUUUUUAAUGUUUAUUUUAGGAUCAUUGAAACUUUUUUUUAAUGUACGUUUGGGUGUAAAUGUGAACAGCUGUCCUUAGAAAAGCAUGCCAUUUCCUCAUGUACAUUAACCAAGGAAUGCAAAACUAAAUUAGGUGUAACUGUGCACUUUUUCCUGUCCAUGGCCAUCCCCUGUAUGCUCUCUGAACCAGAGUCAUUUACCAUUUCUCACAGUCAGCUCCGGGGCUUAUGCUAACAUAUGCUACAGGAGUCAUGCAAGGUGCCAUUUGCAUUUUACUCUCAUUAUUUUGGUAGUUGAAACUGCAUCAAUUUUGAAAGUGACAUAAUGGCGGUUUCAAGAGCAGUUAAGUCUAAAAACAUGAAUCUAUAGAAAUUUGAAUUAAAAGAAAAGAUUAUGGGCGGUCUAAAUCGCCAAAAUUAGUUAACCAGAGAUAGACUGUCUGGUAUGUAAAUUUUUCCUGUUCUUACCCACCAAAUAAAAAUAGAUAAUGCAGUGUCAUUGUAUGUCAGAGCUUAAGUUUAAUGCAUUUUAUUUAUAUGAACACCUUACAGGUCACCUAGUCAAUUAAAUGUCACGGGCAGAAGUACUAUCAUGAAAUGUUCCAUUCUCCCGUCCGCGUAUGUUUCCACAACAGUGUUGCCAUAGCAACGAUAGAGGUCAUUAAAGUAAAAAAGACCACCAUCAAACAUGGUCAUUGUAAAUACACAGGCUUGCAGUUUAGUUUGUGUUUAGAGUUGAUACGUGCCUCCUUGGUACCUCGGCGAAAUGGAAAUGGUUUUCGCUGUCAAUCUGACAGAUGACCCGAACUGCUGUGGUUUAGGGACUUGGAUUAUACUAUUAAAUACAGACUGAGUGCAGUUUCUUCUUUUGAAAGCUGUAAUAGUGGUCUGACGGGACUGGUGGUAUAAUUUUAAAACAUCCAAAUUAUCUGUGAAGAUAGACUGUCCAGUUUUCAGCUGCGUGUGAAUGGAUAAACUGCCUGGGCAGAUGCAAAUGGUACGACUGACUGACUUUCUCGUUCUUAAAUACCUGUCAAACAAACUCAUUCUUGUAAACAUUUGUGUGCACUGCAAGAUAUUUCUGUGAUUUAUGUCAUAAUUUCAUUGAUCAUAUUUUUGUACUGUGUGUGUGUGUGUGUGUGUGUGUGUGUGUGUGUGUGUGUGUGUGUGAGAGAGAGAGAGAGAGAGAGAGAAUACAUGAAUACACACAAAACCAUGAAGUUAAUAGUGGGUCUGGAAAUGCAAUGUAAACAGGACUGUGAGCAGUAAAGAAAGUAAACCUUUAUGUGACUAUAUAGUGAUAGUAGUUUUACAGGAGUGUCCCUGCUGUGACUCCGAAGCAGAGUGUGAUGACUGGGCAGUAGCCAAGCUUGGUAAGGAGGGUGUGUGGACAGACAUGUUGGUCUGGUUCCGUUUAUUCUUGUUAAGAGGGUGGUGACACUGGUUGAAUCAUCUAGGCGAUCAGUGAGAGCAUGACCCCUGUUCUGAGAGCCGAGACGCUGAAUGUAGUUCAGCAUCUGUGUCUGAGGAUGGGCAGCCCAUUUGAAAUAUUAGUCGUCCUUACUUAAAUUCACUUCGGACAAGGAUGACCAAAGGGUGUAUAUAAGAAAAGCCCUGGAAAUGUUUUUCAAUUGGAUAAAAUGAUGUGUGUUCUAAGUAUUGACAUCACAAAGACCAUAAGUAUAAUGCAUUUGUUACUGAAAGGACAAGAUUUACAUUAUCAAUCACUAUGGCUAAUAACACGGGGUUAACAAUACUGGAAGUGAGACAAAAACGCUGUAAGACAGGGAUGUCCAACCUGCGGCCCAGGGCUUACAUGCAACCCUGCGCUUUGCACAAACAUUUGUAAAACUACUAAUAUAUACUGUACCUAUAACAAAUACCAUAAAUUCUAUGUUAUCGUGUAAUAAUACUAUUAGUUAGACAUGCACUUGAAUGCACACUGCAUGUAAAUACAUUUAAGUUUCAGUAUCUGUAAUUUUUUUUUAUUUUUUUUUUAUGUAACACAUGCGGUCCUUGGACCAGUUCACAAUAAUGACUGUGGCUCUUAGUAAAAUAAGGUCGGACAUCCCUGCCCUAAGGUCUGGUGCAUUGGGGUCUUUGGUGUAGAGGAUGGACAUGAGCGCUGUGCACGACGCAGCCUUCUCUGCUGCCGAAUGGCACGGUGGUGGCGUGGCCCCCAGUGUCUGUCAGGCCAUAUGGGCUGUGUAAGUCUGUUGUUGCUUUGCAGUGAAAACAUACACUCUCUGCUGUGUCCCCAUAACCAUCCCUGUUUGUGAUCACGAAAGGUGCCGUUAAGGAAAAAAUUACCAUAUGGUGUUUAUUUUGUUGUUCAAUUCAAACACUUUUAAGUAGUUGUGCAUAGUUACUUUGCCUUGCAUGAUUUCCACCUCAACCAGGCCAGCAAGGAUUCUGCUCACUGUCUAUAUUAACUGAGUAAGUGACGUAUUACACGUGGAUCUACCCUGAGGCGCAGUACUGCAAAGGGAUUUGACACCAACAGUGCCUUUAAGUGCAGAGCACGCGUGUGCAGGGCACCGCCCAAGGCGGCACAUGAAGAACAUUAUGAUCCACCAGAGAAGGUGUUCAGGUUGUGAAGUGCUGCUGAUCGUAGCACUUCUGCAGCCUGUACACUGCACUCCCUGUCUAAGCUGCAAAAAGCUGCAUCAUGGAAAAAUGACUGUCUGCGUUGAUUUGAUUUGAUUCAUUGGCUACAGUUACAUAUCACAAGUUUGUUCAAGAGCAUCGCCUCAGAACCAGAAGUUUCUGGAUAUUCAUUAUUUUUGUGCUCCCCUAGUAUAUGUUGUGUAGUUUGUCUCUGAAUGACAAGGGAUUAUAAAUAUGUAUCAGGGAAUUUUGUCUUCCUCAGUGUAAGCUCAGGACACCAAGGGGUACCAUUAGCCUACUCCUGCUACUUCUGCCAUCAAUUGGGCAUAUUCUGCCACCACAGCACUCUCGCACAGAGCCCAAUUAGACACAUAGGAAACUUGCACUUUACUGAAUAGAACAAGUCCAUUUUUAAUUCCUUCCAUACUGAAUAUCAUGACGCAAGCUCUGUGGGAGUGGCAGUAAUAGGAAUGAUCACUAAUAUUCUUUAUUUUUUUCCCUCUUUGAAUGUUUAAUGGGAAUAAUUGCAGUGGUUUUGUAGCUAGCACCAAGGAGAGGACUGGGACACAGUGAAACUAAGAUGUUCAUUUGUAUUAUGGAUUGAUAAUAUUGUAAAUGUUUGAAUGUAUUUUAGUCCUUUAGUCAUUUAAACAAUGAUUGA
Molecule: messenger RNA, 5493 nt
Organism: Scleropages formosus (Asian bonytongue)
Lineage: Eukaryota; Metazoa; Chordata; Actinopteri; Osteoglossiformes; Osteoglossidae
Product: peroxisome proliferator-activated receptor alpha-like
Exons: 7
Coding region: 114-1517 (467 amino acids)
Biological process (GO): positive regulation of transcription by RNA polymerase II; positive regulation of fatty acid metabolic process; fatty acid metabolic process
Cellular component (GO): nucleus
Molecular function (GO): nuclear receptor activity; RNA polymerase II cis-regulatory region sequence-specific DNA binding; zinc ion binding
Source: RefSeq, a predicted model, not a curated record